Messenger RNA from Cajanus cajan (pigeon pea), 4429 nucleotides. NCBI's taxonomy places the organism in Eukaryota, Viridiplantae, Streptophyta, Magnoliopsida, Fabales, Fabaceae. The record is from RefSeq and is a predicted model, not a curated record.
ACAGAAUGAAAAUUAACAGAAAGAAAGAGAGAGCAUAGAAGAGAAGAGAAGAGAAGAGAAGUGUGAGGAUUGAGCGCCGCCGUUAAUGGCGGAAUUCUGGUGACGCGCCGCUGUGCUUGUUGCAGACUGAUUUUUAUCAGCGAGUUUGAUUACAUGAGAGAAGCUAGAAGAAGCUCAUGGAUAGAACCAGAGAAUCCAGAAAGUCAUCCAUGGCCACCUCCACCAACGGAUUUCCUAAGCGCAGACAUCGAACUAUUGCUCUCAGAGACUCUUCCGAGGAAGGAGCUGUGGAGUUGUUAAGAGAAGGUGCGAGUAAAAGAGGAAGGAAUCGCGAUAGGGAUAGGGAUAGGGAUUCGGCCAACCGGAACAAGAGGAGGAGAGGCUCUCACUCGCAAAGCACCGAAGACAGCGUCGGAAACGAACAAGGCGACGACGUUGUGGACGCCGGCGCUUCUAAGAUCCGUUCCCCGAAUAACACGAUGUCGUUCGCCGCCGAUCAGAACCAUCGCCGGACUUUCGCGCCGGCGAAGCCACCGCCGUUUAAGAUAACGGAGGAGAUGAUCGGCGUGACGGUUCCGAGGAAGGCUCGUUCAGCUUCUGCGAAAAGGUCUCACGAAAGUUGGGUUUCCGCAAGCGGCGGUGGCGGUUGCGGCGGCGGGGAGGAGCUGAAUCUCCGGCAACGGUCGAAUUCCCCCGGAGGACAUAGCGUUGAACCGGCCUCGCCUUCUUCUUCGAGUGUUUCUGUUAGGAAGAAGAUGAAAGAGAUUGAAGUUGGUCCUAAGACAUCAAAAUCGUCUUCAUCAGACAUCGAGAUUGAGAUAGCUGAGCUUCUGUACGGUUUGAAGACAUCAAAGAACCACGACUCUUCUAAAAAGCUUGAAGCGAGUGUCAAUCACCAAGCUUCUGUGUCUUGUCACUCUGAGGAUGUUGAGAAGAAGAAAAUGGAAGAAAACGAUUCUUCCACUAUGGUUCUGAAUAAUUUAGCUAAAGAGUUCGUUAGAAUUCAGAGUGAGCAAACUGCUGAUGUGGAUUUUCACGAUGGUCACGAAAAUGGACCAUCAGAAGCUCCGAAAGAGAACUUUGGGGAAGACAAAAUGAUUUCAGGUGCUGGAUUUGGGGAUGCUUCGGCCGAUGGAAGAUCGGUCUCCCCUACAAGGGAAUCGCCAUCGUGCUGCAAGUUGGAUGCUGAUAAACAGGAUUCAGUUUCUAGAAGAGUGAUGUCUGCUGUUUCAGAGGCCAAAACCCAACGAGUAGGCAAGUUUGAGAUAGAUCUGAUGGCUCCUCCUCCUAUGGGGCUGUCCCCAGAAGGAGAUGACUUGUCAAGGGGUGAUUUCAUAUCAGAAAAUAAAGCUUUGGCACUGGAUAUUGAAAUGAAGAGGGAAAAUAGUGUCAAGUUGGAUAGACCAGUUAAGAAGGAGAAAACUCUGGAAGAAAUUGAAGAGGCAGAAAUGAUCUCAUUUAAGGAGAAGUUGGAUGUGCUAAAACAUAAUUUGGAGAAGCUAAACAAUGAGAAUGACAUAAAGACGAGCAAUAAAUUAGAAGAGCAGGAUAGAAAUAAGGAGCUACCUACUAUAUCAUCAAAUCCCAAAGUUGAGAAAACCGCUCAAUCUACUUCAAUGCCUUUAUCAACAGCUGAAUCAGGACGGCCAAGCAGUCUCUCUCCUAUUGGAUACAAGCCGCCCUUGCAACCAGUUGUGAAAACGAAUAAAACGACAGGAACUUCGACACCACAGCAUGUAAAUUUUGUUCUCUCUCAACCACGACCAAGCAGAUGUGCAACCCAUUAUUACAUUGCUUGUAACAUUUUACACCAGCAGUUUACAAAGCCGAAGCCCCCUUUACCAGUAGCCAUUUCUGGUUCUUUGGGUGGCACAAAACCCAACAACGUCCACUGUGUGCCUUCUGCAGAAAGUAUGGCCGUCGGGAAGCAAUCUCAAAAACAAUUGCCAAUUGUAAACCAAAAUGCAGCACAGGAGAAAGGGUGGGCUGCCACCAGCAAUCCUAGUCUUACCGCAGCCAAAACUUUUAAUAAUGCCAACCCAGUGGAUUCAGCUCAUAGGGUGCAGCUUGUGCUCCAGCAAGGUCCAAAUCCUGGGUCAACCAGUAAUCUAGUGCAUGGUCCUGCUUUCCUCUAUCCUCCUGGUCAGCAUCAAGCAUCAGUAACAGCAGCUACUAAUCAAGCAGGAGCUGGGAAUUCCCCUAACAGCACUUCCUCAUAUAAUAAAUCCCACAGUUCAGUUGGUGGAUCUCUGGGUACCUCCUCGACUUUGCCAGUAGUUGCUCCUGCAAUAAGCUUUAGCUACCCAAAUUUUUCAGCUAAUGGAUCUUCUCCAUAUAUGACAAUAGUUCACAAUAACGGGUAUUCAUUCCCCUUUUCAACUUCUCUUGGAGCAACUGCAGCAAUCAGAGGUGCAAGCCCUCCACAAGCAACACAUGUACUCAACGUACCUUUCUACUCUUCUCAAUCGUUCCAUCCACAACAGCCCCCUCAGUCACAAGCACUGGUUCAACCAAGUUAUCUUAAUGCAAGCACGUCAAGUAGUUCAUCAUCUCAUAAGCAGUCACAAGGUGCACAGGUUAAUGGCAGUAACGUUUUGACCUCUACAACUAUGGAGCAACAGUCACAAAAGAGGCAAACAUCACUGUCUCAUCUUCGUAAGCACGAGACUGAGAUGGGUGGAGGGAAUGCACCUUUAGUUGCUAAUCGAACUUCUUACCCACAGAAGAAUGUGCAUGGACAGAACUUUACAAUUCCAGUUCAGCCAGUGAACUUUUCUUUCAAGCCAUCUACUUCAUCGAAUACUGUUGUUGGCAAUGGUGGAACUUUUGGAGACAAACAGCAACAGCAACAGGCUUUAAAGGGAGGAGUAGAGAAUAUACCAUCUCAAGCAUUUGCAAUAUCAUUUGCUGCAUUCAAUGGGACCAGUGUUCCUUCAAACCUUAACUUUUCAUCCAUGGCACAGAAUCCUGUGAUACUUCAGAGCCUGCCUGAUAUUGCAUGGCAAGGAUAUCAAGCUGCAAGCACACCUCAGACUACUCAGCAAAAGAAUUAUUCAAUUACUGAGGCGAAGAGUGGAGGAAAUUCUUCACACCAAGAUGAUGAGAAAAAAAUCACUCAUGCCAAGUCUUCGAGCAAUGGGCCAACCACCCUUGUUUUUGAUAAUUCAUCGAAGAAUCUUAACUUUGUGCUAUCCUCUACGAAUGGAAACUGGUCUGGUCACACCAUUGCCUCAACUGCAAUGACAAGUGUGCCUCUUUCUAGUAAUGCUUCAAGUUCCCAACAGCCACAGCAUUUACUUCAGCUUCCGAAGCAGCAUGCUAUGCAACAGCAGCAACCUGCUAUGACAACACGAUAUAAGCCAUCAUCCACCAAUAGCACUCCUGCUACAAAAUUUGCAAACAAUGCCCCUGUUUUCUCACAAACUCUUACUCAGUGCAAAAGUUCUAAUCAAGCUUCUCACACUAAGGCCUCGGGUAGAACUACAGAUUCUCAUGGUCAUCACUCAUCUAUCAUAGCAUCUAAUACUCCAACCCUCAAAAACUUUUCUCAGGAACAAGGGAGAGUUUUGCAGGGUCAUAUGCAAAUUUCUUUUGGGGGAAAUUACAUGACUUCCCUGCCACACCAAGGGCAACAACUACUCAGUAACAACCAGCCUUUGUGUACAACAGCUGGUGGCAAUGUGAAGUCAAAUUCGGAAGGAAGUAAAGUUAGUUCGACAGUGAACACUUCACAAUUGCAGCAAACUGAAAAUUCUGCUGGGAGUGGCCAAAAAUCUUCUCCAGUUUGUGGGAGAAAUGUUCCAUCAAUUUUAAGCUCAUGCCCCAGCCAACUAUCAGAGCUAAAGUAUUAGAAGCCAAAUAAUAUACUCCAGCAAAUUAGAAAGAAUUCUCUGCAAUUCCUCUCAUAAUCUUUUGUAAUCAUAUGUUUUGGAGGCCGUUGCUGCUUUGCUAGUCUCUGCUUCAUGUUCAAGCUGCAAUUUAUAUAUGCUACAGGAUAAGAUUGAAAAAAAAACUGGUAGCUUAUGUCACAUUUGUGGAAGGUGCGAAUGGUGGUGUCAUAGUAGCCAGAUGCUGGAGUUUCUUGCAGCUCUUUCCUGAGGUGGCAAUGACACGAGAGGUGCGAAAGCAAUGUUGACGGGACACAUUGUAUAUGACAUUUGCUGGGGUGAUGAGUGGAUUGAGAGGUAGUGAAAGGAAGUUGGGAUCCAUUAGGCCUGCAAUUUUGAAAUAGUAGGUACCAUUAUCUUGUCAAUUUUCUUGGUUGGUUAGCUUCUGGAAGGCCUUUAAAUCUUCUUAGGAUCCAAUUAAUUUGACAUGUUAAGACAAUUCUAUUAUGUGUAUAUAUUAUGAUAUUUUUUUUUCACUCCCAUGGUAAAAGAUGUACUUACAUUCAUUUUUUAAUGAAAAAACCUGCAAUUAUUUCUUUUAA